Molecule: messenger RNA, 1034 nt
Organism: Pelagomonas calceolata
Lineage: Eukaryota; Pelagophyceae; Pelagomonadales; Pelagomonadaceae
Source: the annotation of a GenBank genome assembly
CUCACAGCCCAAAAGGCUCUGCAGCAGCGCUGUCGCAGUUACGACGCCGUCAGCUAGUCCACACCCUCGCUGAGGGCCAAGCUACUCGCGCUGCAACUGAAAUUCGUGCACGGCGAGCACCGCUGCGCCGCAGAGACGCUGCAGCAGAUCAGGCCAGCAGCCUGCAGCCGAAGCCAUGGCCGAACCAACGCAAAAGCGCUCCCGCGACGCCGACGCCGACGCGACGGAGGACGCGAGCCACCGGGAGAAGAAGAUGCGCGAGUCGAUCAAUGGCGCAGCGGCCGAGCUGCUAUGCCCGAUCACGCUAAAAUUGCCGAUUCAGCCCGUCAUGGCUGAAGACGGCAAGAUCUACGAGGAGAAAGCUAUCCGCGACUGGUUCGCGAAGAAACGAGAGAGAGAGGAGCUUCCGACCAGCCCGAGCACGGGCGCCGUCAUCGGCACGAAAUUGCUGCCCGCCGUGCAGGUGCGGAACACCAUCGAGUCGCUGAUUCAGACCGGCGCCAUCGAGGGCGAGCUCGCCGAGGCCUGGCAGAAGGACUCGGCGAAGAAGCUGGCGGAGGAGACGUGGGUGAAGGAGAUGCGCGCGAAGGCAGAAGGCGGCGACGGCGACGCUAUGUAUUGGCUCGGCCUGGCGUACGAUACUGGUUCAAAGGGCCUCGCGGAAGACGAGGCGCAAGCCCGCGCGUGGUACGAGCGCAGCGCGGCGGCCCGGAACCCGAAAGGUCUAGGAAGUUUCGCUGAGUGUCUCCUGACGGGCGCCGGUGGGUCCCAGGACAUUACGCUCGGGCUCGUGAUUGUGACCCAGGCGGCGGAGCUCGGCUCAGACUUUGGCGCGUAUGCACUUAGCGAAGCGUUUUUCUUUGGCAAUUACGGCCUGCAGAAGAACUCCGCUCAGGCGCGGUUCUGGCUGAAGAAGGUCGUCGACGGCGAGUGCAAGUUCAAGAACCUGCACAAGGACCAUGUUGCCCUCGCGGCGAAUAUGCUCACGGUAAUGGACGCGCCGCGCCAGUCCCGCGAUGUGUAAGAAGUCACGG